UAUAUAUAAUCUCUCUCCGUUGCUUUGUUUAAGUAAAACGCAGCUCUUUAGACAUCUUUCGCUUUCUCCUUCCCUGCCAUGGCGAAGCUUCUCCAGAACGAGGCCUUCUUCGUUCUCUCCAUCCUCUUACAGGCUCUUCAAAUAGCAAACUCCCAGUCAUUUAUCGGCGUGAAUUAUGGGCAAGUCGCCGACAACCUCCCCCCACCUGCGGCGACGGCAAAACUGCUCCAGUCCACCUCGAUCGGAAAAGUCAGGCUGUACGGCGCCGACCCAGCUAUCAUCAAAGCUCUGGCCAACACCGGAAUCGGCAUCGCCAUUGGCGCAGCGAACGGCGACAUACCCCCGUUGGCCUCCGACCCCAACUUCGCGAAGCAAUGGAUCGGCUCCAACGUCCUCCCCUACUACCCUGCCAGCAACAUCAUCGUGAUCAACGUCGGCAACGAGGUAAUGACGUCCGGAGACCAGAAUCUGAUAUCGAAGCUAUUGCCGGCGAUGCAAAACAUGCAGAAUGCCCUCGAAGCAGCAACUCUAGGCGGCAAGGUCAAGGUAUCGACCGUUCAUUCCAUGGCGGUGCUCAGACAGUCGGAGCCACCGUCUUCCGGAAUGUUCCAUCCCCAGUACGUCGAUACGCUGAAAGCCAUGUUAGGGUUUCUGAAGGACACGGGUUCGCCUUUCACCAUCAACCCAUAUCCAUUCUUCGCGUAUCAGAGCGAUCCGAGACCGGAAACUCUGGCCUUCUGUCUUUUCCAGCCGAACGCGGGGCGAUUCGACUCAGGGACGAACAUCAAGUACAUGAAUAUGUUCGACGCCCAGGUUGAUGGCGUCCGAUCUGCAUUGGUCAGGCUGGGAUUCGAGGUAGAGAUCGCGGUGGCGGAGACAGGGUGGCCGUACAAAGGAGACAGCAACGAGGUGGGUCCCAGCAUGGAGAACGCAAAGGCUUACAAUGGUAAUUUGAUCAAUCACCUGAGGUCUAUGGUGGGAACUCCACUGAUGCCGGGAAAGUCCAUUGAUACUUACCUGUUUGCGCUGUACGAUGAGGAUUUGAAGCCCGGGCCGGGUUCGGAGCGGGCUUUCGGCCUUUUCAAACCCGAUCUCACCAUGACUUAUGAUGUGGGUCUCUCCAAGAGCAACCAGCAGACUCCAGCAACUCCAACUCCAACUCCAACAACCCCUGUAAAUCCAUCUCCACAAUCAAAGAUGACAGUAUGGUGUGUGCCCAAAGAUGGCAUUUCCGAAGCCCAACUGCAGGCAAAUCUUGACUAUGCUUGUGGCCAAGGCAUCGACUGCAGUCCGCUCCAACCGGGUGGCGCUUGUUAUGAACCCAACACCGUGGCUUCCCAUGCUGCUUUUGCCAUGAAUCUCUUCUACCAAAAGUCUGCACGCAAUCCUUUGAACUGUGAUUUUUCACAGACCGCAACACUUACAUCCAAUAAUCCCAGUUAUAAUUCUUGCAUCUACCUUGGUGGGAGUAGCUGAAUAGUAGAGGAGCUUUUUCUUGGAUUGUUAAAAGCUAAAAGAAGAGGAAUACCUCUAAUGUGGUCGUGUAUAUCAUAUAUAUACCCUCCUUUAAAAUUGAUGGAAGAUCGCUCUCUCUAGCUAUAUGUAUUAAGGACAAUGUUUUAUUUAUAUUUGUAGCAGUGUUUAUGUAUGUUAUAUGUGAGAAGUGAGAGGGCUCUUCAUAUUGUCCAAAUUUCAAUCAA
Messenger RNA from Nelumbo nucifera (sacred lotus), 1700 nucleotides. RefSeq names its product glucan endo-1,3-beta-glucosidase 7-like. The record is from RefSeq and is a predicted model, not a curated record. Gene Ontology annotation, biological process: carbohydrate metabolic process. Gene Ontology annotation, molecular function: hydrolase activity, hydrolyzing O-glycosyl compounds. Lineage: Eukaryota; Viridiplantae; Streptophyta; Magnoliopsida; Proteales; Nelumbonaceae.